AUGAUGGUGGCCAAGUGGCGAAGGUUUAACCAAGGAAGGAACAGCGAAGCUGCUCCAGAUGCACAGGAGAUUUUGGCAGGACUACUGCUGGCGCAGGCCAUGAGUCAUGGGCAAGGGAGGUCCCACAGACUUCGGAAGCCUAUUGUUGGAUUGCUUUGGAGGCAUGAACGCUUGCGUGGCAAUUUGCCAUCAGUUUGUCGAGGAGGAAGCGUUGGUAUGGGGAUGGACACCAGCUCUUCUGACCACGACAUCUUUCUGCGGUUCAAAGAUGGCGAGAAAGACAUGGUGCAGAUUUUGUACGAGGUUGUCUUGGACCUUCAAAAGCAAAAUGCAACACACGCCCGUCUGAAGCGGGCGAAGAUUGUGCGCAAAGAUUUUGCCGUGGAGAUUCAGAAUUACUACCGCUUCAGAGAUUUUGAUCUGGUACCCUACACCGUGAAGCCAGGUCCGACAGGGUUGGAAGAUUGCCAGUGGGACGAAGGUCGCAACGUCUGGCAGCGGAUUCUGCAUUCAGAUUUGACGCCCAAGCUGCAGGAACUGUCCGAGAAGCACCCCGAUGGAUUUUCGAUGACCAGACUUCUGAAGAUUUACAACGAAUCGUUGCCGCGCCUCCGUAAGUCUGGAGAGAAGAAGAAACCGCCUCUCAUCUCCUUACACAUUCCUUUGAUGGUCCUUGGAGCUCUUGAUCAGCGCAAGCUUGACAGUUGUAAGGACCCGCAGGGCUACUUUUUGGAAUCCUUGAAACAUAUCAGGCACAAUUGGGCUCGUGCUGAAGUUUGCAAGAGAUUGGAGCUGAAGCCCAUUUGCAACGCAUGA
Messenger RNA from Symbiodinium natans, 816 nucleotides. Lineage: Eukaryota; Dinophyceae; Suessiales; Symbiodiniaceae. The record is from the annotation of a GenBank genome assembly.